CGCUCCUCAUCAUCACUCGCAGCCAUGUCUGUUCACCCGAGCAGAAUGGGCUUGGUGCCCAAUGGUGCAGAUUGCUCUACCGAGGGGCAGGAGAGGGAGAGAGAGCUCAGGGAGAGGCUCAGGCAGUCUCGCGAGCAGCGACCGGCGUACGGAGACGGCGAGGGCGCAUCGUCGAGCGCAUAUAAUCGUCCGCCACCUCCAGAACGAUGGGAUCGAAGACCUCCUCCGCCUCAAGAGGGACACAAUGGUGGUAGUGGGUACGCGGGAGCUCCUCCGAGCGAAUAUGGACGACAGUCUCACGGUGGGUACGGCGGCGGGUAUGGCGGACCACCGCACGGCGGGUAUGGCUACGCCCACCCUCCAGACGGGUAUCGCCCACCUCCUCCACCCCGCGACGGCGAUGGCGUCCCUCCACCAGGUGCAUGGGGUCGUCGCCCACCCAUCAAUGGCGGUCCACCACCACCACACAGCGGUCCACCGGGAGGCUACAACAAUUCUGCGUCCGGUCCGGGCGACUUCAUGAGCGCACGCAACGAGGAGCGCAAACGCUCCAUCCUCUCCAUCUGGCCUCCCUCGCCCCGCUCUCCUUAUCAAUCAGAAGACGAGGAUGAGAAACGCCGCAGAGAAAAGAAGAAGAGGCACAAGUCCUCUCGUCACCACGGCAGUAGCAAGCAUUCGUCCUCACGCCAUCGUAGCAGUCGGCAUCAUAGGGAUGAGGGUUCGUCUUCUCGCAGACACCGUCGUCACAGGAGCUACGAUUCACGCGAUGAGAGCGAAGACGAAGAAGAGAGGAGGAGAAGGAGGAGAAAGAGAGAAAAAGAGAGGGACAGAGAGAAUGGCUCACGACGUCAUCGCUCCCGCAGCUAUGACGCGGGAGAGGAUGAGCGCGAUGGGGAUGACCGCAAAUCCUCGCGCAGGCAGCGCAGACGUAGCUCCCCUUCGCCGAGCCGUAGUCGCAGCCGCUCACGCUCAGAACCGCAUCAGAAACUGUCAGCGCACACCGUCGCGCUCCCCAAGUCAGGCAAAGAAGACGACGCCAACGCGGACGGCUCCCGCUCCUCGUCUCCAGACAUCGGUCCCCAGCUCCCAGACUCGGUCAAGGGCAAUCAAGUGGAUUCACGCGCCUACGGUCGCGCUCUUCUCCCCGGAGAGGGAGCAGCAAUGGCUGCUUUUGUUCAAGAGGGAGCCCGUAUCCCCCGGAGAGGAGAAAUUGGCCUCUCCUCCGAUCAAAUUGAGGACUACGAGCGAGCCGGUUUCGUCAUGUCCGGUUCUCGUCACAGGCGCAUGAACGCUGUCCGUGUGCGCAAGGAGAAUCAGGUAUUGGGAGCGGAGGAGCAACGCGCGUUGUUGAAUGAGAGGAGGGAGGAACAGGGGAGAAAGGAGCGGGAGAUUUUGGGUCAAUUCAGGGAGAUGCUGGAUGAGUAUGGGGCGGGGAGUGGAUCGGGGAGGUAGGGAAAGAAGACUGACGCGUAAGAUGACACGCAAGCUUGUGACUUGGCUGUUGACCUCUCAUGCUCAGGGACUCCAAUCUGACGACGAAGGCCCCCACUUCUUGUGUCGCAUCGCGUGAUGGGAUUAGUAUUUCUCCUCAAUACAUCACCAGACCACCGCGCAUCCUCGCAUGCUCCUUUCCUGCCUCUCCGAGCACAG
Molecule: messenger RNA, 1650 nt
Organism: Jaminaea rosea
Lineage: Eukaryota; Fungi; Basidiomycota; Exobasidiomycetes; Microstromatales
Product: DUF926-domain-containing protein
Exons: 1
Coding region: 25-1452 (475 amino acids)
Biological process (GO): regulation of gene expression
Cellular component (GO): nucleus
Molecular function (GO): chromatin binding
Source: RefSeq, a predicted model, not a curated record